AACGAGAAGUAAAUGAAAGAUAGCAUUAAAACCUCCCCCUUUCACGUCCCAUCAGCUUCUCAGAAAAGUCAUCUUCUCCAAGCUCAGUGUCUGAGAGAAAAUGUGAUCUACGCCGGGCUCAGAAAGUUACCACCGUGCUCUUGGCGGAGUACUCGGAUACUACAACAAUUUCCAGUGCUGGGUACUAACAGAAAUUUGAGGGUUCUGGUGUUCUUUGCGUUAUUGGGAUGUAUCAGUCAAGAGCUUGGACGCAUGGCUUGUUUGUUUUUGCAUGGUUGUGUUGGUCUUCACUACUCAUCAGAGCACAGGAUCUCAUUACCGACCCCCUAGAAGUGAUAGCAUUGCAGGCCGUCAAGAGAAGUUUGACAGAUCCAGAAAAUCAUCUAAAUAAUUGGAAUCGAGGGGAUCCAUGUACAUCAAAUUGGACAGGGAUUGUGUGCUUUAAUAGGACUUUUGAUGAUGAAUAUCUCCAUGUUCAGCAAUUAAUACUCCUAGAUAUGAAUCUAUCAGGAAGUUUAUCGCCGGAGCUUGGCCGUUUAUCACAUAUGACAAUAUUGGACUUCAUGUGGAACAACAUAAGUGGGAGUAUACCAAAGGAGAUAGGAUCUAUUACGUCUUUGGAACUCUUGCUUCUGAAUGGAAACAAUUUAACAGGUUCCUUACCUGAAGAGCUUGGUUAUCUUCCAAACUUGAACAGAAUGCAGAUUGACGAGAAUCGCAUAUCUGGAUCAAUACCCAUAUCAUUUUCAAAACUGAACAAAGCAAAGCACUUUCACAUGAACAAUAAUUCAAUAAGUGGGCAAAUCCCGCCUGAACUAUCCAGAUUACCGAGGCUUGUUCACUUGCUUCUUGAUAAUAACAACUUAUCAGGGCAUCUGCCACCAGAGUUCUCUGAAAUGCCAAGUUUAACGAUACUUCAGCUUGAUAAUAACCACUUUGAUGGCACUAAAAUUCCAGCUUCAUACAGCAACAUGUCUAAAUUGCUGAAGUUGAGCCUUAGGAAUUGCAACUUGCAAGGAGCAAUUCCUGAUUUUAGCCAAAUACCAAACCUUUACUAUCUGGACCUCAGUUCAAAUCAGCUAAAUGGAUCCAUACCUCAAGGUAGAUUUUCUGAGAAUAUCACGACAAUCUAUUUAUCCAACAACAAUAUUACUGGAACAGUUCCUGCCAGCUUUUCGGGUCUUCCUAAAAUUCAAAGACUGUCACUUUCCAACAAUUUAUUGAGUGGCUCUAUUCCAUCGACCAUUUGGCAAAGUAGGACUUUGAACAAAAUGGAAACCCUAAUUGUGGAGUUGCAGAAUAAUAAGCUUUCAAGUAUUACAGGCAGUACUACUCUACCUCUGAAUGUCACUGUCAGGCUUCAAGGGAAUCCCGUAUGCUCGAAUAUCAGCCUAGUCCAGUUCUGUGGAUCUGAAAGUAAGAACAACGAUAACAGUCAGAGAUUGCCAAAUACAAACACUUCUGUUUGUCUACCUCAAACAUGCCCACCUCCUUAUGAAUAUUCCCCUACAUCUCCUGCACCCUGUUUCUGUGCUGCUCCUCUACUUAUUGGAUAUCGGUUGAAAAGUCCUGGAUUCAGCGAUUUUCACCCUUACAGAGAUACAUUUGAGAAAUUUCUGGCACCUACUCUUCAGUUAUUUAAUUAUCAGCUUCAUAUUGAUUCGUUUAUAUGUGAAGGACCUCGAUUGAGAAUGUACUUGAAGCUUUUUCCUGUAUAUGAUGCUAAUAUAAAAGGUCCUAGUUCCUUCAAUAUGAGUGAGAUACAGCGAAUCACGGAUACUUUCGCCUCAUGGAAAAUUUCUAAUCUUGAUGUAUUUGGACCUUAUGAAGUUCUGAACUUCACUCAUGAAUAUGACAAUUACCCCUCUCCAAGGUUUGCUUUAAGCAAAGGUGCAUUGGUUGGCAUAGUGUUGGGGACCAUUGCUGGUGCAGUUACAUUGUCUGUUCUUGUUUCUCUUUUGAUGCUGAAAGUGCAUACAAGGAACUACACUGCUGUUUCAAGAAGACAUUGUUGUCAAUCAUGCGCUACUAUCAUAACAACAGGGUUGACGAGUAAGUUGCAACCUGUGUGUGCAUCUAAUGCCUCCCUGAAAAUUGAUGGUGUGAAGGCUUUCACUUAUGGAGAAUUGACUAUGGCUACAAACAAUUUCAACAGCUCCACUCAGGUUGGUGAAGGAGGGUAUGGAAAGGUAUAUAAAGGCAUUCUGGCAGAUGGUACAGUCGUGGCCAUAAAGCGUGCACAAGAGGGAUCCUUACAGGGUGAAAAGGAGUUCUUAACAGAGAUAGAAUUGUUGUCAAGGUUACAUCAUCGGAACCUUGUGUCGUUGAUUGGAUAUUGUGAUGAAGGAUUUGAACAGGUGUUUUUUUCUUAUCUUGAUUAUUUAUGAAACGAAAAAUAAGUA
This is a messenger RNA of Juglans regia (Persian walnut), 2402 nucleotides long. RefSeq names its product probable LRR receptor-like serine/threonine-protein kinase At1g06840. NCBI's taxonomy places the organism in Eukaryota, Viridiplantae, Streptophyta, Magnoliopsida, Fagales, Juglandaceae. The record is from RefSeq and is a predicted model, not a curated record. The transcript is spliced from 18 exons. The coding region runs from base 228 to 2387 and encodes 719 amino acids. Gene Ontology annotation, molecular function: protein kinase activity; protein binding; ATP binding. Gene Ontology annotation, biological process: protein phosphorylation.